Molecule: messenger RNA, 1560 nt
Organism: Exophiala aquamarina CBS 119918
Lineage: Eukaryota; Fungi; Ascomycota; Eurotiomycetes; Chaetothyriales; Herpotrichiellaceae
Exons: 2
Coding region: 1-1560 (519 amino acids)
Biological process (GO): regulation of mRNA stability
Cellular component (GO): nucleus; cytoplasm
Molecular function (GO): metal ion binding; poly(A) binding
Source: RefSeq, a predicted model, not a curated record
AUGGCGACAAUUGCGCCAGACACGCCAGCGGCCCAGGCUUUGAGCAAUGCUGUACACGCCAAACUCGUCGAGGAGGGCUGGACCCAAGAUGACGACACCUCACUCGCAGAAUACAUCGUUUUGAUGCUUGCGAAUGGCAAAACUCAGGACCAAAUAGCCUCUGAACUAGCGGGAGAACUGUUACAAGAUGCCACGGGUACGACAGAGUUUGCGCAAUGGCUCUUCCAGCAGGUAGACCGCAUGCAAGAUGCGUCACAACAGUCAGGAAAGCCGGCCACACAAGAGCAAUCAAGUUCAGACCAUGUUCAUACCGAGAAUCCUAUACCUGCCGCCUACGAGAUGGACAUGGCUGAUUCCGCACCUGAGAAUGCGCCUCGAGGACCCAAAGGACUACAUGGCGGCCGUCCACAGGCCAACCGAGGACGAGGGAGCAUGAGCAAUAAAGGCGUAGAUUCCGCAUUACAUCGGACACGGGGCAGCGACCGAAUAAAUUCACACGGCAACAUGCGAGGAGCUCCCAAGGGUCCACGUAGCUCUCAGGAUCGAGGCGCUCGCCCCGGUAUGCAGAAGGCUUUGAAUAACAUGGCCCUUGCGAAUGUGGCAGGGAUGCAAAACCCCAUGAUCAUGAAUGGAGGUCAAUCACCUCAAACACCGAUGCAGAUGUCGCCCCAACAACAAAUGGAAUUCAUGGCCAUGAUGGAACAACAAACCCGCAUGAUGGCUCAGCUCACUGGCAUGAUGCCCGGUGGGAAUGGAGUUUUUCCUCAAGGAGGUGCCCAGCAGAAUGGGCACGGCCGGUCUUUGUUUGAUAGAGUCGAGCCUUCACGCGGUCGGGGUGGCCGUGGUCGAGGACGAGGAGGUUCGAACCAAAACGGUCAUAUCAAGAGCCCUACCAAGACUGGCGAUAACGACACUGCUAUGGAAGGUGAUGAACAAUCGACAGAUGCCCCCGGGAUGGAUGUUGAUCAACCAGCCGGUCAGCCAAAACAAGAUGCAGCCAACACAAUGUGCCACUUCAAUUUACGGUGUACCAACAAGGACUGCCCUUACGUCCAUCAGUCGCCAGCCGCGCCUUCUGGAACAACAGUGGACAUGUCUGACACCUGCACAUUUGGCGUGGCAUGCAAAAAUCCAAAGUGCACCGGCAAACAUCCCUCGCCGGCACAACUCAAAGCAUCCCUGGCACAAGAAAUCUGCAAAUUCUUCCCCAAUUGCACAAGGCCGAAUUGCCCAUACAAGCACCCGAACGCACCGCUCUGCCGAUUUGGCUCCAAUUGCAAGACACCAAACUGCCAGUUCACACACUUGGAGAUCCCAUGCCACUUUAAUCCUUGUACGAAUAUGCGAUGUCCUUACAAGCAUAACCCAGGCCAGCAAAAGGCAACCAGCCUUGCGGACUAUACCUGGACUCCAGAUAAGCAGACUCAAACUCCCCAAUCUGCUGCAACAGCAGGGUCGGGAGAUCAUGUCAGCGAUCGAAGAUUCGUUGACGAGAACGCGGGUGAGGAGGAACUUGUCAAACCAGAAACAGCUGGUAAUGGGGAGGGCGUCGUGACUUGA